UCCGUUAACUGAAACUUGCCUUGCGAUGUCACUAUGUUUUGUUUUGUUCUUUUUAAAUUCCCUCUGAUCACAAAACUCAUGCUCUCAUGCUCUCUGUAAUUGAUGUCGAAAAUUCUCCAAUUAACCAAGAAUUUCGAUCCUCUCUCUUCUCUACCGCGAAACUAUAUAUUACAUAUCAUUCUUACUUGGUUUGAAGAUUGCUGUACAUGUCCCAGAGGAUUCCACUUGUUAUUGGUCCAGUUGUCAGUUUCUCAGUGGAUGGGGUAUUGAAGAAUAAUUAACUGUUCCUAUAACUGCAAGCAGCAGAUUUGGAAAUUGUAGAUUUCAUUUGGUAAGAACUAAGAAGCCUGCAAAUGAAAUUGGACAACACUAACCAUCCACAAUUAGAUUCUAGUAAUUGUACGACAUCGUCUAAAGCUUGGUUGAAUGGUAUUGGGAACACUUUUUUCUUCUCAGAUGUGUUAGAGGAAAGCAUGACGAAUUUGUGGACAUCAAAAUACAAGGAUGGUGGUUUUGAGGGCAAAGCUAGCAAAUCACAAGCAGCUAAAUAUCAGGUUGAUGAGGGACUCGAUGCUUAUAAAGAAAUACAGUUCACUGUAUUUCCACAAUUGGAUGGAAAAUGUGGUGAAGAACAUCAACAUCCUCAGCAUUCUGUAUCUUUUAUGUCCCCCACGAUGGUGGAAUACCUUGCACCACCUACUCAACAAGAACAUGUUAGCCACUCAUUUGUCCAUUCUCAUUGUUUUGGAGCCUAUCCCACUAGAAUGGUGUUGCCUCUUGAAAUGACAGAAGAACCUGUUUAUGUAAAUGCCAAGCAGUAUCAUGGCAUUCUAAGGCGAAGACAAUCACGUGCUAAGGCUGAACUGGAAAAGAAACUGAUUAAAGUUAGAAAGCCUUACCUUCAUGAGUCUCGACAUUUACAUGCCAUGAGAAGGGUAAGAGGUUGUGGAGGCCGUUUUAUAAACACUAAGAAGCUUGAAAACGGUGCUGCUAACACCACAUCUGAUAUGGUCAACAGCUUCAGUGAAACUGUUCCAAAACCUUCAACAAACUCAUCAUCAGCUCACUCUUCUAAGAAUGCCGAUCCAUCGGCAGGUAAUGCUGCAAUAGAAUCCCCACAACUGACCUACACUAGUGGCAAUGGUAAUGGGUGCUACCAAUCCUUUCUUGGAUUUCAAUUGUCAUCGUAUCACUCUCAAUCAGAUAGUAUGGUGGAAGAAAGGGAUUGCAACAUGAAAGAAUUAUGGUAGAUUUGAGCCUUGCAUAGGCCGUCACCAGCACUAAACCUUCCUUGGUUCCUUGGUAUCCAACAUUGCCAACUGUAGUAAAGUGUCUACAAAACUUGGAGAAAGGGAAGGUAUUCCACUCUGCAUUGCAUGUACUACUUAAUGCACUUGUUUGCAUCCCAUAGAAGAUGUUUCUUUCUUACCGAUUGGGUUUUGUAUAUAGUUGGAAAAGCUGGAAGUGUUAACCUUGGUCACAUAUGCAGGAUCCAAGAUUUAUAUGUUUUGUGCUUGCAGGCUAAUCAUUCUUGGCUUUGCCACUGGUAACAGAUAGGGUAUUUCUGGUUUUGCUUAUUUUUUAGUUACGUUUACGUUUAUGGUGGAUGUGUUAUAAGAAAGUGAAGACGAUUAGAUCUAAUAUUGAAGCUUUUGUAGAAAUAUCAUGGAAGUUUUUGGAUGUUUUGGUUU
Molecule: messenger RNA, 1691 nt
Organism: Hevea brasiliensis (rubber tree)
Lineage: Eukaryota; Viridiplantae; Streptophyta; Magnoliopsida; Malpighiales; Euphorbiaceae
Product: nuclear transcription factor Y subunit A-6
Exons: 6
Coding region: 354-1250 (298 amino acids)
Biological process (GO): regulation of transcription by RNA polymerase II
Cellular component (GO): CCAAT-binding factor complex
Molecular function (GO): DNA-binding transcription factor activity, RNA polymerase II-specific; RNA polymerase II cis-regulatory region sequence-specific DNA binding
Source: RefSeq, a predicted model, not a curated record